GAAAGAGUAAUGCAAUCAGAAUUGAUGCAAUUUGAAAGAGAAGAUGCAGAAAAACGGCUUCGUCUACCUGAAAAAUCCGAAGAAGAUUUAUCAAUAGUUGAGGCGAAACCGUCAACACCCGCAGAUAAAGUAAUGGAUGUGGUGAGAGCGGUAGAGACCUUAGCUCAUGGCCCGGAAGCGCUGGUGCCGCCGAAAAGCCCUGGCGGGCAAAACGCGGAGUUAAAAACGACCACAAUCGUCAUGAGCAAACACACAUUAGCCACUCAAAACUCAACGGAUGAACAUCAAAACGAUUCGAUUAAAUCGAAAGAAGAAAAAGAAGAUUUAGAUUUGAAUCGAGCAUCGUUUAAUUUAAGCGAUAUCCCACCACCAAUCGAGGAUUUUCCUGUGUUUGAUUUUGUGGUUCCUCCCCCGAUUAUUGAAGAACCCAUCGAAAUAAAUUCGCUUAUUGUGCCUCCACCCCCACCCCCAAUCGAUUUUGCAUUAAGUGACGAAGAAGUAAUAGAUAAAGAAGAGGAGGAAGUAAAAAAGUUGGAAGAAAUAAUCGAUGAUAUUCAACUCAUCAAUAAAACCCCAUCCUUCGAUAAAGAAAUUGAAGAAUUUGUUGAAAAAUUUAAUAAAAGUGAUGCCUCAUCCCUUAUUAUAACAGAAAAAAGUUUAGAUAUUUCCGUAGAGAAUGGAGAAGAAGAAGUUAUUGAAGAAAUUGAGAAAAAAGAUUCAAAUUUAAAUGAUACUUUGAAUCGAUUCCGAAAAAAAAGUCAACCCGAUUUAAAAUUAGAAACUUCAUCUCCAAAAACUUUAGACCCAAACGAUGAUAUCCCACCACCUUUACCAUUAACCCCACCUCCUACAAUUAUUGAAGAACCAAAAUUGGAUGUUUUAAAAAUUCAUUCGGAAUCGACGGUUCAAAAAACGGAUUCGUUCGCGGAUAAAUUAUUUAAAAAAUACGACGAUGUUAAAGUUUUCAAACCAAAAAUCCCCCCUCAAGUUCCAACAAAACCGAAAUCAUGGGCUAAAUCGACUUCGAAUUUAUUAAGCGAAGAUGCACCUCAAAAUAACUUAAAAUUCGUUCGGUGCGUUUCCCGGGAAGGAGUUUUAGGGGAAAGUUAUGAUUUUCACGUGACUAAUCCGUUUUUGGUCGAUAUGAAGGAUAAUUUUACGUUUCAUAGUGUUCAAGAAUUAGAAAUAAAUCAAAAGCCACCUCCUUCACCGAAAACUAAAAAGGUACCGAUGAGUGAACGAUUGAAAUUCUUUGAAAACGCGAUGGAAGAGAGUCAGAAACCGUCGCCGAAACCGGAAAAGGUUUUUAGUUAUUUAAGCGCGGAUGAAAUUGAAAAGAUGAAAGCGGAGGAGGAACGAAAAAUUGCGACUUUGAAACGAUCCGAAAUCGGGUCUUUGGGGAUUUUAGAUCAUUCUGAUGAAGAAAUUUAUGAACCACCUGCUCGGCCUGCGAGUACAAUCGGAGUAGUUCGUACCGCAAAAGCUGAACGUCGUUUACGCGAUCAACUCCGAGACGAAGGUCUUUUAACCGACGAUGACGAAAUAAAUGCGAAAUCGCCAGCCGAAGAAAGAGCAAUUCGUGCUGAAAAACGCGCCGCUUGGCGCCAAGCCCGUUUAAAAUCACUCGAAAACGACGCAAUCCAAGCUCAGAUGGUCAUCAAAUCAAUGGCCGACAUGGUAGUUAUGCCCGAAAAUACUCAAGAACAACAAGAAAUCGAUAACGAAAUCGAAGAAAAAACUCAAUUAAGACCGAAUUCGGGGGAUUUCCCGAAGUUGUCGGUUCGAACGGAACCCGGAAAUAAGACGGUUCGUGAAAGCGAAAAAGUGAUCGAUGAGAAAAUAACGAGAAGAACCGAGGAGUAUUUGGAUGAAGUGACGGGGGAGAAAAAAGUCAGGACGGUGGAGUACGUGGAGAAAUUGAUCGAGAGAGAGGUUGAAACGUUACAAGAAAAAAUUAUUUCUUUAGAAUUAACAGACCAAAUCGAAUCGAACCAAAUCGAAUUAUUAACUGAAAUCACAACGUUAGAUAUUUGCGUAAACGGAAAUAAUAACGUUAACGUCAAUAAUAUCGAUAAUAUCGACGGUAGUAUUAAUAAUAACGUAAAAAACGAAACUAUUUUUAAUAAAGAAGACGACGACGAAGACGAUUUAACAACAACAUCCGAACCAACGACACCUUCAGUUGAGGAAUCAAAAAAUUUAGAGGGAUUGGUUGUUAAUAAUGGAAAAAAGAAGAAAAGGAAGAGAUCGAAAAAGAAAAAUCAUUAAACAAAAUAAUUAAAAGAAAGGACACUUUUAUUA
Molecule: messenger RNA, 2301 nt
Organism: Onthophagus taurus
Lineage: Eukaryota; Metazoa; Arthropoda; Insecta; Coleoptera; Scarabaeidae
Source: RefSeq, a predicted model, not a curated record